GGCUCCGCGCGGCUGAGGCCCUGCCGGGUCGGGUGGGCUCGUGUCCGCGGACGGGAGCGGGGAGUCCUCCCCUCCCCCAGCGCCGUGCGCCCGCCGCGUCCCGGCCCGCAGGGCGGGCUCUCGGUCGGGACUCGGGAGGCGCGGCGCGGCCGGGGCGGGGCUGCGGGCGGCGGGAGGGCUGCGCCCCCCGAGCGUUCGCGGGGAGCGCGGGGCGCCUGGGAGCAGCGCGCGCAGCUCUCCGGGGAACGAAAGGGUGGUCUGGGGACGUUGUGUCCGGGGCUCGUGCUGACCCCUGUGUAGGGGGCUUUCGGAAGACCCCGUUUCCUUCGUCUGGGCUUUCGCAUCACCCUCACGACAAGCCUCCUUGUCGGUGUAAACGUGCCGUUGUGCACAGUGGAAGGCAGCUCCUGGCGGCGGCAUGGUAGACCCCAGGGCACCAGCCGGCGGGUGGGAGAGGUAGGGUGCCAAUACGAAUAGGUUUCACUCCCUGCGUCUGGCUCUGCCUCGUCUCCUCCGUGCCCCAAACCCGACGCGGCAGCCCUCGGAGCCCUUAGUAGAGUGUCCUCUCCCCCACAUUCCCGGAGGGGUGAUUGUGGAGUGCACGCGGACAGAAUCUCAGCGCGCGGGAAAUGUGUGCUGGGAUUUGUGGCUUCUCUCCAGAGCCCCUGGGUCAGACGGCGGCUCUUGACCCUGCCUCGCCGUCCAGGCCGUCUCCGUCCUCAAAGACACCGUCUGGUACCUAAUGGAGUGCUGGCCAAGAGAAAGGCAGGAAAGGGAGUCUCAGGAACACUGCCACUUGGAAGAACAGCCUUUCUGACAGACCCCUCACCGGAGCUUCAGAGCAGAGGCGGAAGGUUCCAGACGGGAGCAGGUCCAGAUUUGUUCCACCAGAAGCAGUUCUUGAUCCCUGUAUAGCAUGAAUCAGACUGGAUGAUGUCACCACGUCCAGAAGCCAUCACAGACUGUGUGACAGUGGACACUGUGGACCAGCUUGCAGAAGGUGGUAACCGGGCGUUGAGAGGGGUGGGUGACUGUCAGGCUGCCCAGGAAAAGGCAGCUCACUGGAUGGCUGGUGAGGACAUGGUGUCCGGGGAAGGUGUACCCAGCCAGUGCUGACAAAAUCCUCAACAGCACCCUGUUUCCUUCACUCUGCCCUCACUCUUCAGAUUCCGAGCUGCCCUCACACCAUGUUCAUCAGCACGUGUGGCGUCUAGAGUUAUGCCGAUGCUGCCUCUUUCCUGAACGUAGAGAAUAACGAAAUGAUAGUAGAAGAAGGGUUUUCUACACUGGGCGCCUUUGGAAGCCCAAAACUAUCAGGCCUGAAAUGAAUGGUUUUUGUAGAGUCAGCCAGGACAGAACCAAGAACUAAGCGUGGUGCUGCUGACUUACACGCGUCUGAACCUUCACAGUUCUUUACAUGCUUCCAGGAGUAGCAGAAAAUGAACAUAGCUCAGGGAUCAGUGUCAUUUGAAGACGUGGCUGUGGAGCUCACCCAGGAGGAGUGGCGGCAGAUGGACUCUGCGCAGAGGGCCCUGUACAGGGAUGUGAUGCUGGAGAACUACAGCCACCUCGUCUCCGUGGGGUACUGCAUUACUAAACCCAAGGUGAUUUUCAAGUUGGAGCAAGGAGAAGAGCCCUGGUCCUUAGAGGAAGAAUGCCUAAACCAGAGGUACCCAGGAUUUUACCAAGUCGAUGUCCACGUUGAGGGGAACCAGGAAAAACAAGAGAAACCUCUGUGGCAAGUACUAUUCAUGGAUAACAAAACAUUGAGUACAGAAGUACAGAAAGUUUUAGAAAAACCAUUUAAUCUGGAUUCAACUGCAGAUUUUUCGGGAACAAUGCCCUAUAAAUGUGACUCUGGUAGAAUGAAUUUGCCGGUUGUUUCUGAAUUAAUUAUUAAUGAUAGAAACUAUUCAAGAAAGAAAGCUGAUUACCUGAAUGUAUGUGAAAAGUUGCAGGUUGAUGUUAAGCAGGAGAAAACUCAUAGUGGAGAGAAGUCUUAUGAAUGUAAUAAAAAUGUGAAAGCUCUCAGUUAUGAGAAAGAUCAUCAGAAAUUUCAAACUCUGGAGCAAUCUUUUGAAUGUAAUGAAUUUGGGAAAGUUUUGCAUGAUAAGACUGUCGGUGUUACAGCUAAGAGUUCUCUAACAGGAGAGGAAUCCUGUAAGAAUUUUGAAUUUAGGAAAAACUUUGAUAAAGCAACUCUAUUUAACCACAUGAGAAAUGGCACAAGGGAAAAGUGCUUUAGUCUUAAUGAAGAUGGGAAACCCUGUGACAAAACCACCAUUGUGGAAUACAAUAAAGUUCGCAUGGCUAUGACACGCUAUGAAUGUCAUGAAAGUGGGAAUAACUUCAACAGGAAUUCACCCCUCACUCAACCUCAGAGAACUGUUAUAGGACAGGUUGCUUUUGAAAGCGGUAAAUCUGAAGAAAACUUGAGCCAGAGCUCAGCCCAUGUAGUACAUCAGAAGACACAAACUGGAGAUAAAUUCUGUGUUUAUAAUGAAUGUACAAAUGCCUUCUGUCAGAAAUUAGACCUUACAGUACAUCAGAGAACUCACACAGAAGAGAAAUUCUACCAGUGUGGUAAAUAUGGGAAAUCCUUCCAUCAAAACUCAGCCCUCCAUGUACUUCAGCAAAGUGACACAGGAGAGAAGUCAUUUGAAUAUAGUGAACGUAGGAAAUUCUUUUACCAGAAAGCACACCUCAUUCAGCAUCAAAAGAUCCAGUCAGGGGAGAAACGUUAUGAAUGUGAGGAAUGUGGGGAAUCCUUUUCUCCCAAUUCACAUUCUAUUCAUUAUCCUGGAACUCAUAUGGGGGUCAAUGUCUGUGAAUGUAGUGAAUGUGGGAAAACUUUCUGUCAGAAAUCAAACCUCAGUGAAUAUCUGUCAGCUGAUACAAAAGAGAAACCUAGUGAUAACAACGGACGUGGGAAAUCUUACAAGAAGUCUUCCCUCACCGUACACCAGAGAACACACAGAGAUAGGAAACCCUUUCAAGGUAAUGAAUAUGGGAAAACAUUCUCCAAGAUGGCACAUCUCACAGAAUAUCAGAGAAUUCACACAGGGGAGAAGCUGUAUGAAUGUAUCGAAUGUGGGAAAACUUUCUCCAAGACAUCGCAUCUGAGAGCACAUCAGAGAAUUCACACAGGCAAAACAGCCUAUGAAUGUAUUGAGUGUAGGAAAACUUUCUCUCACAAGACUCACCUCCUUGCACAUCAGAGAAUUCAUACAGGGGAGAAACCUUGUGAAUGUAAUGAAUGUGGGAAAACUUUUGCUGAUAAUUCAACCCUCAGAGCACAUCAGAGAACUCACACAGGGGAGAAACCCUACGAGUGUAAUGAUUGUGGGAAGUCUUUUGCCCAUAUAUCUGUUCUCAGAGGACAUCAGAGAAUUCACACAGGGGAGAAACCUUACGAAUGUUAUGACUGUGGGAGAUCUUUUGCCCAUCAUUCAGCUCUCAGAGCACAUCAGAGAGUUCACACAGGUGAGAAACCCUAUGAAUGUAAUGACUGUGAGAAAACUUUUGCCCAUAAUUCAGCUCUCAGAGUACAUCAGAGAGUUCACACAGGGGAGAAACCAUAUGAAUGUAAUCUGUGUGAGAAAACCUUUGCCCAUAAUUCAGCCCUCAGAGCACAUCAGAAAAUUCACACUGGGGAGAAACUCUAUCAAUGUAAUGAAUGUGGGAAAACUUUUUCCCAGAAGACGCACCUCAGUACCCAUGAGAGGAUUCACACAGGGGAGAAGCCCUAUGAGUGUACUGAAUGUGGGAAAACCUUCUCCCAGAAAUCAUACCUCAGUGGUCAUGAGAGAAUUCACAAAGGGGAAAAACCUUAUGAAUGUAACGAAUGUGGGAAAACCUUCGUUUAUAAGGCAGCCCUCAUAGUCCAUCAGAGAAUUCACACAGGGGAGAAACCGUAUGAAUGUAACGAAUGUGGGAAAACUUUCUCCCAAAGGACACACCUCAGUGCACAUCAGCGAACUCACACAGGGGAGAAACCGUAUGAAUGUAAUGAAUGUGCGAAAACUUUCGCUGAUAAUUCAGCCCUCAGGGCACAUCAGAGAAUUCACACAGGGGAGAAACCCUAUGAAUGUAAUGAAUGUGGGAAAACUUUCACCAAGACAUCACACCUCAGAGCACAUCAGAGGACUCGUGCAGGGGAGAAACCCUAUGAAUGUAAUGAAUGUGGGAAAACUUUCUCCCAGAAGUCAUAUGUUAGUGCACAUCAGAGAAUUCACACAGGGGAGAAACCCUAUGAGUGUAAUGUAUGUGGGAAAUCUUUUGCCCAUAAUUCCACCCUCAGAGUACAUCAGAGGAUUCAUACAGGUGUAAAAUCCUAUGAAUGUAAUGAAUGUGGGAAAACUUUCUCCCAGAAGUCACACCUUAGUGCACAUCAGAGAAUUCACACAGGGGAGAAACCCUAUGAGUGUAAUGAGUGUGGGAAAUCUUUUGCCCAAAAUUCAACUCUGAGAGUCCACCAAAGAAUUCACACAGGGGAAAAGCCCUAUGAAUGUAAUGACUGUGGGAAAACUUUUGUCCGUAAGGCAGCUCUUAGAGUACAUCACACCAGAAUGCACACCAGAGAGAAAACGCUGGCAUGUAAUGAAUUUGGAAAGCCCUAAAGGAACUCAUAUGUUAUUAGGUAACACACAGGGGAGAAGCUCGUGUCACAUAGACCUGCAGAUUAUUUCCCUUAACUAAUUCCUUUUCCACUAGGCACAUACCUUGCCUAAGUUUCCCAGUCUGUCCUUCAUCCAGGUGCGGCUGAUCAUGGAAUAUGACACUACUACAUUUAAGCUAAGUCUGGACUUAAAAAGUCACCUUAGAUUCUUCCUGUCCUGUGUUAUACUGGAAUGGAGAGACUUCCAUGCAGACUUGGCUGCUGUGUGUUGAAGAUGGUAGAGCACAAGGUGAAAGAGACUAGAAUCUGAAUAACUGGGUGAAACAGAAUUCUCCACUAACAUCUUCACCAGUUGGCUUUUUGUUUUUUUAGGCAAGGAUUAAGUUUGGCUCUGUUGAGCUCUUACAGAUU
Diceros bicornis minor is the source of this 5029-nucleotide messenger RNA. RefSeq names its product zinc finger protein 658-like. Lineage: Eukaryota; Metazoa; Chordata; Mammalia; Perissodactyla; Rhinocerotidae. The transcript is spliced from 6 exons. Gene Ontology annotation, biological process: negative regulation of transcription by RNA polymerase II. Gene Ontology annotation, molecular function: DNA-binding transcription repressor activity, RNA polymerase II-specific. The coding region runs from base 1440 to 4619 and encodes 1059 amino acids. The record is from RefSeq and is a predicted model, not a curated record.